AAUGCGCUAAUGGCCGCCGCGCUCUAUCUACCUAAUCACUAAACAGCUGAUGUGCGUCGUUUGGGAUUUCAAUGAAGAAAUUUGUGUUUUCUUUCAUUAAUUUCAUAUAGUUACUUAGAUGAUACGCAAGCUGCAUUACUCUUUUGUGUGGAUAUCAGGAUGUCACUGACCAUACAACAAAUUAUUUUGGACGCAAAAAGACUCGCAGGUCGGCUCAAAGAGCGUGAGACUGAAGCGGAUGCAUUGUUAACAGAAACUCAAACAGCUUACAGGCAAAUUCACACAAUGAAACAGUAUAAAGAGGAAGUUGAUACUUUAAAUGAGGCAUCACGUGAACGUCCGCGUGGAGCUCUGAUUGCUAGUAUAGAACGUGAAUCCCGUUUAAUGCGUGAUGUUCAACGUGAGAAUGGGGAACUUCGAGCGGCUUUGGAAGAUCAUAGACGUGCACUGGAACUGAUAAUGUCGAAAUAUCGUCAACACACAGAGAAAAGAAUAUGGGAAUCGAGAAUAGAUUUCACUGCUGCUGUUAAUGAAAAACAACAGGAGUUAAUUCGCCAACAAGCAGAGAGAAUCAAUGAGAUGACUAGCAUCAUGUACAAAGCUGUUAAUACAGAUGAGAAUGGUGACUCCAGGAAAGAAGAAGAACUAUACCAAAGGCUCAUAACAGAGAAUAAGGGUUUGAGAGAAAUGUUAGAUUUGUCAAGGCGAUACGGUUCUGAUCGAGAGUGGCAACCGCCGACAGCAGACAAAGAUGUGCAAACAGAGGAGCGACCGCAAGUGGGCGCGUGACGUCCUGCGGUAGAGCCCUGCCGCCUCUGAAUGAGUGUCAAUCGACGGCUGCGCAUUUGUUGCCGAGUAUACUCAUAGGUAGAAUACACGACCCCUGUCAGCACAUUUGACUCCUUUUCCUGGAAGUCCCUUUUUUAACCCCAAUGCAACCUAUACCAUAACAGGCAGAUGUGCGGGCGGGUAGUCGUUUUGCUGACAACAGUCGCCGUUCCAAUAUACAACUUAUAUUUUGACUGUUACACACAAAUUUUGGAUGUUAGGUCUAUUGACGGUAUCUAUCAUUAUUCAAAUUUUGCUACAAGACGUGAGUGUGACAUAAAUACAGCGAAUAAAUACCAUAUAGCUAUAAAUAAAAUAAUGACGUUUUGUUUUUUAAUGGAUUGUAUUUGAUGUUGAAAUUAUAAAUAGAAUUAAUAUUUAUUAUCGCAUUUCAUGCUCCAGCUCAUGUUAUGUCUGUGUAAUGGUGGAAUGCAUCUGUUUCGAGGGUUGUUCUUAGUUAGUAAUGCCAAGUGAAACCAAAUCACUUAGUAUGGCAGUAACUGUGAUCUUUAGUAUUGCUGUUAAGUUGUAACUGUCGAUUUUACAUGUUCAUUUAUUAACAUCCGCAAUGAACCAUGGUGUAAGAACAAAAUUAUUAAUAAAAGAACAAAA
This is a messenger RNA of Achroia grisella, 1440 nucleotides long. RefSeq names its product FGFR1 oncogene partner 2 homolog. The transcript is spliced from 5 exons. The record is from RefSeq and is a predicted model, not a curated record. NCBI's taxonomy places the organism in Eukaryota, Metazoa, Arthropoda, Insecta, Lepidoptera, Pyralidae. The coding region runs from base 160 to 789 and encodes 209 amino acids.